AUGGCGGACGAAAGUAGAGUUCCUUCUGGUUCAUCGGGAUAUCAAAGUUCACCUACAGUAUGGAAAAGAAAGUAUUUAACUCUACAAAAACGAUGUGAACAGACAGAACAGGAAAGUGAACAAAUACUUAAUCGGAUAUACCAUGUGAACAAACUACUUCGUAGAUAUCGACGACAGAGAAGAUGCAUUAGAGAAAAACUGGAUGAACACAAAGAUGACUAUCGAAAUGCUCAACCUCCAUUACAGUCUCAGCUAAUGGCAGAAAUUGUCUCUGAAAGUUCACUAACCUACAUGGACUUUGAUAAUGGUGGACUACCAGUAUCACCUGGACAAACAAGUAACACUACAACAACUUCCAUUAAAAAGAAUAAGAGUCGAAAUCCUGCAAAGCAAGAGAAAGAAAAAGACCCAAAUGCUCCAAAAAAGCCUGCAAAUGCAUUCUUCAUGUUCUGCCAACAACAGCGUAAUGUCAUGCAAGACGACCAAAGGGAUGCAGCAGCAGCUAUGGGUCAUCAUGAACUUACGAAAACCCUGGCAAAAGAAUGGAAUAAUCUUAUUGAUAAUGAUAAAAAAGUAUAUUAUGAGAUGUAUGAAAAAGAGAAAGAAAGAUAUGAACGAGAGAUGAAAAAUUAUACCUCCGAUAAGGGCAAGUCCAAAAAAGAUAAAGACUCCUCGUCAUCAAAAAAACAAAAGUCCAAAGCACAAAAAACCAAAGCAACCUUGCCGACAGCUACUGUUACACAACCUUGUCCUGAAUCUCGAUCUGGUCUUGUGUCUCCAACAUUAGAUCCACUGACACAGAGUCUUAUACCAUUUAACCUUCCCCUUAUACCGUCACCACCUCUCCUUUCUAAUGAUAAAGAUACAUUCCAAGACUUUAGCCAACUAUCUUCACCACCCCAUGAUUCAUUCAUGCAAACAUGAUGAAGAAUAAUUAUGAACACUAUGAUUCUCCAUAAUCCUGUAAAUACUUGUCAAUAAAAUUCAUUUUCAGUGGCCAAGAAAAAAA
Molecule: messenger RNA, 1009 nt
Organism: Actinia tenebrosa (Australian red waratah sea anemone)
Lineage: Eukaryota; Metazoa; Cnidaria; Anthozoa; Actiniaria; Actiniidae
Biological process (GO): regulation of transcription by RNA polymerase II
Source: RefSeq, a predicted model, not a curated record